Arabis nemorensis is the source of this 981-nucleotide messenger RNA. The record is from the annotation of a GenBank genome assembly. Lineage: Eukaryota; Viridiplantae; Streptophyta; Magnoliopsida; Brassicales; Brassicaceae.
AUGGAGAAGAUGACUAAUAAACAAACUAUCUUCUCAAUAUUUUCUCUUCUUCUUCUCUUUUCUUCAUGUGUUUCUGCUCAGCUCAGGACAGGUUUCUACGGGAACUCAUGUCCAAACGUCGAAACCAUUGUCCGUAACGCAGUCCGUCUGAAAUUCCAGCAGACUUUCGUCACUGCUCCAGCCACUCUCCGCCUCUUCUUCCACGAUUGCUUCGUUCGCGGAUGUGAUGCUUCGAUAUUGAUAGCAUCUCCGUCGGAAAAAGAUCAUCCAGAUGACGUGUCCUUGGCCGGAGACGGAUUCGACACGGUGGUGAAGGCGAAGCAAGCCGUUGAUAGCAAUCCUAACUGCCGCAACAAAGUCUCAUGUGCUGACAUUUUGGCUCUAGCCACUCGUGAAGUCGUCGUUUUGACCGGAGGACCUAACUACCCGGUGGAGCUAGGGAGGAAAGACGGCAGAUUAUCUACAAUGGCUAGUGUUCAACACAAUCUGCCUCAGCCUGGUUUUAACCUAGACCAGCUCAAUACCAUGUUCAACCGUCACGAUCUCUCUCAAAUUGACAUGAUAGCCCUCUCAGGAGCACACACUCUCGGAUCCGCGCAUUGUGGAAAAUUUUCAAAGAGAAUUUACAAUUUUAGCCCUAGAACUCGUAUCGACCCGAGUCUAAAUGGUCAAUACGCACUUCAGCUUAGACAAAUGUGUCCGAUCGGGGUCGACCCACAGAUCGCGAUCAACAUGGAUCCAACCACGCCGAGUACUUUUGACAACGCUUACUUCAAGAAUCUCCAACAAGGAAAGGGUUUAUUUACAUCUGAUCAAGUUUUGUUCACGGAUCAACGGUCUAGAUCUACUGUUAACUUGUUUGCCAACAAUGAAGGAGCUUUUAGAGAAGCUUUUGUCUCAGCGAUCACGAAAUUGGGUCGUGUUGGAGUUCUGACUGGUAAUGCUAGUGAGAUCCGAAGAGAUUGUUCACGUAUCAAUUAG